AUGUCAACACCAAACAACAAAUUGUCAGUUCGUGUCGAUGGCAAUCAAAUUAGUUUCUACUCACCAAACGAUCCCGAUGAUAAUAUCAUCAUUACCUUCCAUAGAACUUUACGUAUACCUGAUGAUGGUAAGAUUUAUCCUCUGCCACCAUCAUUAGGUAAUUUCCCUGUAAAGAGAGUUGAUGAUUAUCUUGAUAGAGUUCCUGAAAAGUGGAAAAAGACAGGUGGUAUAUUUAUUCCACUCUAUCAACGUGAAGCCAUGUGGAUGGAAUUCCUAAAUGUAAGCUCUGAACAUCCUCAUGCUUUGAAGGUUGCAGUUGGUAAAGUGAAUGCUUUGAGUGGUGAAAUGUGGGAUGAAGAAAUGAAGGACAGAUCUGUUCAGGAUUAUGUAGUAACUCCAUUGCAACCAUGGUUGGAUGGUAUUAAUAGUGGAGAUGGAACCAUUAAACAAUUCAUUGCCAUGCCACUCGGACAAGGAUACACUGUCGAAUCUCAAGUCACUGGUGAGGAUAAAGUAGGAGGUGCUCAAAUUAUCUGUUUCAAUCCAAAUGAACAAAAGAGAAAGAGACAAUUUGCUCCACAAGAACCAGUCAGAAGUGUUCCUCAACAACCAAAACCAAUUUAUCAACCACAAGUUUUAUUCACACCACCUUCAAUGACUUCUCCUCCUCCUCCUACUUCUUUUGGAUUCUCAAUGGUUUCACCUCAACCACCACAGGGUUAUCAACAACAUUCUGUUGUGCCAUGUUGUGAAUUAGUCAACUUGGGUUCAUAUGAAAAACAAGCUUGUGACUCUAUUCAAUCUCUUUCCUUUGAUUGUUGUGAAAGUGAGGAAUCCUAUGCUCCUCCAUCUGCUCCAUCUUAUCAAAAUUCAUACUCUUCACAACCAUCAUCAUCAUCAUCUUUAGUAUCUGAUUUAUUCUGUGCAACAACCUCUUCAACAGCCACCACUUUAUCCAAACCACCAUCAAAUAGUGCACCAAAGAUGAGGAAAUCAAGCGAUUCAAAAUCUGAAAGAAAGAAAGAAAAUUCAUCAGUACCUUCUUCUGUUAAGGCUCAAGAAUUGGGUCUUGCAUCAGGAGGUAAAAUGAAACAACAAAUCAUUGAAGAUCCAUAUGGAGCUGAAUUCUGGGACGUCUCCACCAAGGCAAGAGUUUUCAUCCACAUUGUAAAUAGUGAAAUGUUUGCCCAAAUUACUGGUGAAUCUGUUCCACCAACUCCAAUUUCUGCUCAAACCUAUUCCAGUUAUAAUUAUCCUUGGUUUGAUCACUACACUGAAAAUGUUGGAACUAUUGGAAAGAGUGAAAUCUUGUCUGGAGUUAAGAGUGUCAAGCAAAUCGAUGAAGAAAAGUACGCAUGGUCACAACAAGAUGAUUCCACAGUCAAAAUCAAUAAUGUUGUGACACACAAGGAAACAUUUGAUAAGAAUAGUGUUAGAGAUGGAGAUUGGUAA
Messenger RNA from Naegleria gruberi, 1452 nucleotides. RefSeq lists its product as uncharacterized. NCBI's taxonomy places the organism in Eukaryota, Heterolobosea, Eutetramitea, Acrasida, Naegleriidae. The coding region runs from base 1 to 1452 and encodes 483 amino acids. The transcript has a single exon. The record is from RefSeq and is a predicted model, not a curated record.